This is a messenger RNA of Oncorhynchus nerka (sockeye salmon), 1434 nucleotides long. RefSeq lists its product as uncharacterized. The record is from RefSeq and is a predicted model, not a curated record. Bases 1 to 1434 code for a protein of 477 amino acids. Lineage: Eukaryota; Metazoa; Chordata; Actinopteri; Salmoniformes; Salmonidae. The transcript has 3 exons.
AUGGUAGUCCCCCCCAGCACUGAUCACACCUCUUCAACCUGUCCUGCAGACGAUGGUAGUCCCCCCAGCACUGAUCACACCUCUUCAACCUGUCCUGCAGACGAUGGUAGUCCCCCACCCCCCAGCACUGAUCACACCUCUUCAACCUGUCCUGCAGACGAUGGUAGUCCCCCCAGCACUGAUCACACCUCUUCAACCUGUCCUGCAGACGAUGGUAGUCCCCCCAGCACUGAUCACACCUCUUCAACCUGUCCUGCAGACGAUGAUCCCUACAGGUCCCUACAGAUCCCUACAGAUCCCUACAGGUCCCUACAGAUCCCUACAGAUCCCUACAGGUCCCUACAGAUCCCUACAGAUCCCUACAGGUCCCUACAGAUCCCUACAGAUCCCUACAGAUCCCUACAGGUCCCUUACAGAUCCCUACAGAUCCCUACAGACACAGGGUCGGACAGCCUUGCUGCACAGAUCUAUGUUAACAAUGUGUUCAAGGCAGAUGGCAGAAUGAAAUCAGUCCUACUUGAGAAUAGGUGUUUACACCCCACACCCCCACACCCCCACCGCCUCCUCCCCACACCCCCACCGCCUCCUCCCCACACCCCCCACCGCCUCCUCCCCACACCCCCACCGCCUCUCCUCCCCACACCCCCACCGCCUCCUCCCCACACCCCCACCGCCUCUCCUCCCCACACCCCCACCGCCUCCUCCCCACACCCCCACCGCCUCUCCUCCCCACACCCCCACAGCCUCCUCCCCACACCCCCACCGCCUCUCCUCCCCACACCCCCACCGCCUCCUCCCCACACCCCCGCCGCCUCCUCCCCACACCCCCACCGCCUCUCCUCCCCACACCCCGCCGCCUCCUCCCCACACCCCCACCGCCUCUCCUCCCCACACCCCCACCGCCUCUCCUCCCCACACCCCCACCGCCUCCUCCCCAUACCCCCACCGCCUCUCCUCCCCACACUCCCACCGCCUCCUCCCCACACCCCCCGCCUCUCCUCCCCCACCCCCACCGCCUCCUCCCCACACCCCACCGCCUCUCCUCCCCACACCCCCCCGCCUCCUCCCCACACCCCGCCGCCUCCUCCCCACACCCCCACCGCCUCUCCUCCCCACACCCCCACCGCCUCCUCCCCACACCCCCACCGCCUCCUCCCCACACCCCACCGCCUCUCCUCCCCACACCCCCACCGCCUCCUCCCCACACCCCCACCGCCUCUCCUCCCCACACCCCCACCGCCUCCUCCCCACACCCCCACCGCCUCUCCUCCCCACACCCCCACCGCCUCUCCUCCCCACACCCCCACCGCUCUCCUCCCCACACCCCCACCGCCUCUCCUCCCCACACCCCGACGCCUCCUCCCCACACCCCCCACCGCCUCUCCUCCCCACACCCCCACCGCCUCUCCUCCCCACACCUGGACAAUGAAAUGA